This is a messenger RNA of Vicia villosa (hairy vetch), 1858 nucleotides long. Its product is annotated as RNA pseudouridine synthase 6, chloroplastic-like. The record is from RefSeq and is a predicted model, not a curated record. The transcript has 9 exons. Gene Ontology annotation, biological process: pseudouridine synthesis. Gene Ontology annotation, molecular function: RNA binding; pseudouridine synthase activity. Bases 31 to 1443 code for a protein of 470 amino acids. Lineage: Eukaryota; Viridiplantae; Streptophyta; Magnoliopsida; Fabales; Fabaceae.
CUAUCAUAUUUUAAAUUUCAAACAGAUAAGAUGGGUUUCAUGGCGGUGGCGCCAGCGUCGUUCGCCGGCAGCUGCCAUAACCUCGCCGUUCCAGAUAUUCCAAGUACGCUUCCGACUUCACUCAACAAGCACGCGUUUAGUCGGCGUUGUCGGAGUUCACACAACAACAACGCUGCACUCACCGUCGAAACUGCACAGUCAUCAAUCGACGCCGGAAACGUAACCGCUACACCUUCUUCUUCCAAUAGCUACCCAAAGUACGAUCGACUGCUUCCAUGUCCUACGCACAAAAUUCCCCCAAGAAUUGAACACUUGAUUGUUUCAGAAGGAGGACCUGUUUUAGAAUACAUUUGCAAAGCUUUGGAUCUUCCUCAUUUGUUUGUGGCAGAUCUGAUUCAGUUUGGAGCUGUGUAUUUUGCUCUUGUAACUCCGGAGCCUCCUCCUACUGCUACUGCAGAGCGAAUUAGAAUUUUCAAAGACGCAACGGAACCAUUGGUUCUGCAAAAAAGAGCUUCCAUCAAAGGAAAAACUUUAAGAGAAGCACAGAAAUCUUUCCGUGUUACUGAUGUGAAUCAGUUUGUUGAGACAGGAAGUUAUCUGCGAGUGCACGUGCACCCCAAGCGUUUUCCUAGAUGCUAUGAGAUUGACUGGAGAUCAAGGAUCAUAGCUCUGGAGGAAUCGUAUGUAGUUUUGGAUAAACCUGCUGGUACUUCAGUAGGUGAAAGUAUCGGCAACAUUGAAGAAAGCUGUGCAACUUUUGCAACUCGUGCUUUGGAAUUGACCACCCCUUUGAUGACUACUCAUCAGCUUGAUAAUUGCACGGAAGGCUGCGUAGUAUUGGCUAAGAAUAAAGAGUAUUGCUCCAUCUUUAAUACCAAAAUCCGGGAGAAAAAAUUGAAGAAGAUCUAUCUUGCUCUUGCCGCUUCUCCUUUACCAAUUGGAAUCAUUAAGCACUAUAUGCGUCCUGUUAACAUGGCUCCUCGUCUUGUUUCUGAAGAUUUUAUCAAGGGAUGGCUUGUUUGUCAACUUGAGAUCUUGGAAUGCAGAAAAAUCCCCUGGCCGACUAUUCUUGUUCAAGAUGAAUAUUAUGUUGAAGACUGUGGGUGGCCCUCUCAGGAUUAUGCGUACGAGUGUAAAAUCAACCUUCUUACUGGUCGUACUCAUCAGAUCCGAGCUCAAUUUGCUGCUUGUAAUGCACCGAUAAUUGGCGAUUCUAUGUAUAUGCAUGCUGCAAUUGCAGAGAUGACUAAUCCUGGACUUAAUCCAUUUGGAAAAUACAAGAGAGAUUUCAUUAGUGAGAGUGAAAAAGAAACUGCUGAAAUAAAUUGGAUCGCACAACAUGGUAAAGAGCCUAGGGUUGCAAUUGGCCUUCAAGCUUGUCAAAUUUCAUGGGAUGAUGAUGAACACUUUUACAGAGCUGGUUUGCCUUGGUGGAGGCGUUAAAAGGCUAGAAAUGUGCUCGAGUUGUGGAUAUGACUCAAUUUCACGUGUUAAAAGGCUGUAAAUGUGCUUGAGUUGAGGAGCUUCAUGGGGCCAUGGAGGGAUGGUAACGGUUCGGAUGACUUUUUACUAUAGUUCGGUUCAGUUUGAUUCGGUUUUUUGACUAAUCUGUAUCAUGAACCGCCCUAAUGGUGUAUGCUAUCACAUACCAAUGAGCUUUGAGCAUCUUCUUCUAUUUUAAUCAACUAUAAAUAGUUAAGCUAGAAAAUAUAUUAUUCUUCACUGUCAAGACCUCUUUCUGAAAAUGUAUAUUUACUUGGGUAUUGAAUAAUUGAGAAAAUGUCACAAUAUUAAAAACCUAGCUGAUUAGAAUGUGGUAUUAAAACCUCGAGCUCUCGUUGUUUAAUUGACUUUUCCU